Messenger RNA from Lycium ferocissimum, 923 nucleotides. Its product is annotated as thymidine kinase-like. NCBI's taxonomy places the organism in Eukaryota, Viridiplantae, Streptophyta, Magnoliopsida, Solanales, Solanaceae. Bases 43 to 762 code for a protein of 239 amino acids. Gene Ontology annotation, biological process: thymidine metabolic process. The transcript has 4 exons. Gene Ontology annotation, molecular function: thymidine kinase activity; ATP binding. The record is from RefSeq and is a predicted model, not a curated record.
GCAUAGCUCCAAAAAAAAAAAAAAAAAAUUAUAAUCUUGACCAUGUCUUUUUCUACUUCAUCCUUCAAGAACCCAGUUUGUGUACCAAAUGGAACAGAUCAAAGAGGCCAUAUCAAUAAUAAUCUCCCUUGUGGAGAAAUCCAUGUAAUAUUUGGGCCUAUGUUUGCUGGUAAAACUACUGCUUUACUUCGUCGUGUCAAUUCUGAAUCCAAAAUGGGCAGGAAUGUGGUGAUGAUCAAGUCAAACAAAGAUACAAGGUAUGCGGUAGAUGCAGUGGUAACACACGAUGGGACAAAAUUCCCAUGUUGGUCAUUGCCAGAUUUAUCAUCUUUCAAACAGAGAUUUGGUCCAGAUGCCUAUGAAAAGGUGGAUGUGAUUGGCAUUGAUGAAGCUCAGUUUUUCGAUGACCUUUAUGAUUUCUGCUGCAAUGCUGCUGAUAUUGAUGGGAAAACUGUAGUUGUUGCUGGCCUAGAUGGUGACUACUUAAGGAGGAAAUUUGGCUCAGUACUUGAUAUCAUUCCAAUUGCAGAUACUGUUACAAAGUUGACAGCAAGAUGUGAAUUAUGUGGCAAACGAGCGUUUUUCACCUUGAGAAAAACAGAUGAGAUGCAGAAGGAGCUUAUAGGUGGUGCUAAUAUGUAUAUGCCCGUCUGUCGACAACACUAUGUCAGUGGAAAAUCAAUUGUGGGAGCUGUGAAAAAGGUCCUUGAAUCUCAUCAAGUGCAGAGUGAACUAGUUCAAGAGAAACCUCUAGUUGCUUAGAAACAGUUCUGGCUUGUGUGUGUAUAUAUAGUUAUAUAUUUUCAUGUGUGCUGUUUGUUUCAAUCAUCUUAUGUUUGGAAUAUUGGUUUCUGGAUCAUGUAGCUAAACUCAGUAAAAGUAUCACAUAUUACAUUAUCAAUGUUAACAAGUGUUUACAUUUA